Durusdinium trenchii is the source of this 1377-nucleotide messenger RNA. The record is from the annotation of a GenBank genome assembly. Lineage: Eukaryota; Dinophyceae; Suessiales; Symbiodiniaceae.
AUGAUCCUGACCAUUUUCGCGCUCUUCGCGCCCGAUUUGGAUCUUCUCUUGGGAACGGUGCAGUCGCAACAUUCUCUCAGCCUGGUCAUGACCUUCGCUUGCUUCUUGUUUGUGGUUGAGAUCAUUGUGCAGAGUAUCGGCAAGGAGGGGUAUCUUUUCCGAGCCUAUUUUUGGUUGGACGUCAUUGCCCUCAUCUCCUUGCUGCCGGAUACAUGGCUCUUCAGGGAAGUCUUCGAGAGCAACCAGGACCGCGGCGUGAAUUCGGAGGAGAAAGCCUUUGUUGCUGGGCGCUCCUCACGCCUGGCGCGGCUCUUGCGGAUCGCCUCGCGGUCUUCCAAGGCAACACGGCUGAACCGCCUCACUCGCAUCGUCCGGGUUGCGGCGCUCAUGCCACGGCUUGGGAAGAUUUGUGCCAAACGGGUGAAGGUGAAUGAUACGAAUCGGGUUCUUGACAAAAAGUUGAGACGAGUCUUCAACUUCAUCGACACCGAUAUGGAUGGUCUCAUCCCCCACAUGGCCGUGCUGAGCGUGAUCUCAAAGCUGAAGGCGGGUGGAAAUGCGGAUGAGAGCACGGCACUGGUGAAUAUGCUGAAGUCCAAGGUCGUCAACACUUUGGGCAUCGCGCGGAAGACGCAAAAGUCUGAGCCUGCCACGAUUCCGGCCAUGCUGUCUGAGGGCACGAGGUCCAAAACCUCCAUCGACUUUGGCGCGCGGUCAAAGACUUCCCUGGAAUUCCUCGCGGAGUCCCCUUGCCAAUCUCAGAGUUCUGCAGGCCGAAGAUUUGGACUUGGCAGUUCUUGCCUCAGCUCAGGUCCAGGUCGCCGAAAGUUUCCACUCUCCAAAAGCCACACAAGUAACUUCCAAGCGAAGAUGAAGGAUUUUAGAAAAUUGAUGCUUGCUGAUGAGUGGGUGGCCUCGAGACUACGCUCUGCGUGUGAGCAACAGCUGAAACAGGCAAGCAAUAUGAAAAAUCUCACCUCAAGGCAUGCAGAGCAUGUUGCGGUGAAGGUCGCUCUUGGUGUCCUCCUGCUGCUCUUUGUGCUGAACCUCAUUGAACCAUCACUCAACAACUCUUCACCAUUGCGUGGCUUGCGCUUUUGCGACAAAUUUGUGCGAAGCGAGUUCAAUCUCACAGCGGAGGCUGAAGUACCUGAACUGGUCAAAGAGCAAGUUGAGGUCUGGCUAGACGCUGUUGGGAAGAGCAUAGGCACAAGAUCCUUGCUCUACCUGGAUUUGGACAGAAAAGCCGGAGCCCUAGAGCCGCAAACACUUUGGAAACUGUGGAUCUUGAAUCUCACCUCGGUGUCGCUAUUGGUUACUGUUCAAGUUGGCUUCAACCCGCACACAUUUCCAGAUGUUGAGUUCUGCGAGGGAUGA